Messenger RNA from Haliotis rufescens (red abalone), 1399 nucleotides. RefSeq lists its product as uncharacterized. The transcript has 3 exons. NCBI's taxonomy places the organism in Eukaryota, Metazoa, Mollusca, Gastropoda, Lepetellida, Haliotidae. Bases 297 to 1208 code for a protein of 303 amino acids. The record is from RefSeq and is a predicted model, not a curated record.
UUUUGUCACUCAAAUUAUGUUUUGACAGACUGGCAAUUAGCCUUUAUUAUCAACAAAGAAUCUGCCAGCACGGGAUUGUCCGUCACUUCUCUCUUCGACACGCCUCAAUGAUUCCAUUGUAAGAAUAACAUGUGAAUAGUCGCAUGUAUUCUCUAACAGACGCCAGGUAAUUCAUUAAAUGGGCGGUAAUCCCGAGGAAUUUGUGCAGUGACCUUGAGUUGGCUGCCUGACGGGCGUUUAGUCAAGGGAUUACACCAAAGAAGACACACAUCACGACAACACUGUUGGACCAUAUUAUGUCCACUCUCAGCUACAGAAACGAGGUACGCUUCUCGGACACUGAGAUGGACCCUGUCACCUUAGACAUAGCUGAGCCCUUCACUGACCGCUCGUCGUCGCUCUCGUCAAGGAGGACGUCUUGUGAGGGCACAAUUCCCCGCAGUAUUCUCAAGACUAGGAAGAAUGUAGAGCAUUGGCUCCAGGAUGGAUCAUGUGCGGACCACGAUGACGUAUUUCAUGGCUUCUCCAAGUCGUUCCUGCCCGGCCUGCACGAGUGGACGGAAUGGAGGACGCAGAUGAAUGACGCUAUGGUUGACCUGAUUGAGAAGCGUCAUCGCAUCUUCAGCUACCCUGGUUCCGUGCGUCAUCUACAGAAACACCAGACUGUCAUGAAGAAUCUGGUUGAGCCGGAUUUCCUCAUCACCAAACAGGCGUCAGAGUUUGCUCUCCAGCGCGCAGUGCAUGAUUACGUCACCGGAAAUGACGGAUUUCAUUUACAAGCGCCCACGUUCAUAAGUUUCGGCUUGCCACGGGUCCGACUGCGGUCUAACUCAACAUACCUUGCCGACGACAGACAUUCUGAGAGCAACACUGACACCGGAAGUAGCAUCGGCACCGUAAACGGAAGUGAUAGUACUAAACCUACUUUUGACAAUUCAAGCAUAACAAAACCCGUUCUAGAGUAUACUUCCGGUGCUGAUUCUGCGCGUGCUAGCAUGACUAGUUCCCCCGAAAUUGGCGAUGCCAAUCGAAACGUUCCACAGCAGCUACCCACAGACAAGACGGUGGUAAUUGUGGCGUCUACAGAGUCGCAGCCGUCGGUGAGUGAGUGCAGUGGGUGUGACACUGGGCGAGGCGGGAGACCGAGAGACACGGAGUCACUGUGUGCUAUCCUGGAUCUCAGGGAAGAUUCGGACGAUGGCUUCUGAACAUGUUACGUCAUUUCGUCAAGCCAGUCCCUGCUAAUCAUACGUGCUAUAUCUUUGUCCAAGUCAGGUCCUGGAUGCAAAUGUAUAUAAUAAAUGUAUUGUAAAUAUACAACUGUUCACCUGUGUCAACGUGCACACCUUGUUCUCUUUAUACACUGCAACAUGUUCUAUUAAAGUUGUACAAACAUAAA